Messenger RNA from Theobroma cacao (cacao), 2085 nucleotides. NCBI's taxonomy places the organism in Eukaryota, Viridiplantae, Streptophyta, Magnoliopsida, Malvales, Malvaceae. The record is from RefSeq and is a predicted model, not a curated record.
CCCUUGAACGAAUCUCCACCUCUAGAAACAAAGUUUGGAGGUCUACAGCAGCUUGUUCCUGUGGGUUUCCACUCCCCACGUCUUUGACGGAUACAAAGACUUACUGUGCACCAGCAAGUUGAUGGCUCCUUGAAUCAAAUUUGUACAAAAAGUUUUCCAUUUCCUCAAUCAUCACUUUUCUUCCAUUGAAGACUAAGUAUGAAGUUGUUCGAGAUUUCAUCAACUCUUCGUUUUCUAGCCUCCCUAGCCCUGGUAGUCCUUCAAGUUGGUUCCCAAGAUUUACCCCAGGACUUCUUAAACGCUCACAAUGCUGCUCGUAAAGAGGUUGGUGUUCCGUCCAUGACUUGGGACAACGUGUUGGAGGCCUAUGCACUGAAUUACUCUAAAGGAAAGAUUGACAAUUGCCAGCUAGUGCGUGCAGUAGGCCCUACGGGUCAGAAUCUUGCUUGGGGCGACAGUGAUCUCUCAGGAACUGAUGCUGUCCAACUUUGGACUCAGGUGAUUUGGAUUAAUUCAACUCAACUUGGUUGUGCUAAAGUUAGAUGCAGAAAUAAUGGAACUUUUAUUGCUUGUUACUAUUACCCUCCUGGAAAUGUUGUUGGUACGCGUCCCACUGAAGGGAUUGAAUCUGUUAUUGGAGUAGUCGCUCCGCGCCCUCAGAUUCAGUCCCGUGCUCCGAGCCCUCAGAAUCAGUCCCCCAAUAUUGAUCCUCCAAAGGAAAGCAAAAACAGGACAGGGUUAGCGAAAAACAGGACAGGGUUAGUGAUAGUGUUGAGCAUAGGGGCGUCUGCGUUGAUUUUUAGCCUAUGUUUCACGACUUGGUUCAUUUCAAGACGGAAAAGGAAGAGAGAAAACGAAUUUGAUGAUCAUGUUUUCGACAUGUUCUUUGGCGAUGAGUUUGGAAAUGGAAUGGGACCAAGGAAGUUUUCAUUGAAUGAACUGGCUAAAGUGACAAGUAACUUCAACGCUGAAAAUAAGUUGGGAGAGGGAGGGUUUGGCUCAGUUUAUAGAGGGUUCCUGAGGGAUUCGGAUACCUACAUCGCUGUUAAAAAGGUUUCAAGGGCAUCUAAGCAAGGGAUUAAGGAAUACGCAUCCGAAGUGAAGAUAAUCAGCCGAUUAAGACACAAGAAUUUGGUGAAGCUCAUCGGUUGGUGCCAUGAAAGAGGGGAACUAAUGCUUGUUUAUGAGUUCAUGGCCAAUGGCAGCUUAGAUUCCCAUAUUUUCAAAGGAAAAAGCUUGUUGACUUGGGAGGUGAGAUAUAGAAUUGUGAAAGACCUGGCAUCAGCAUCGCUAUAUUUACAUGAAGGAGAUCAUUGUGUGCUACACAGGGACAUCAAUACUAGCAACAUCAUGUUGGAUUCUAGCUUCAAUGCUAAACUUGGAGACUUCGGGUUAGCUAGGCUAGUUGAUCAUGCAAAAGGGUUGAAGAAGACUCUUUUGGCAGGAACUGUGGGCUACAUGGCUCCCGAGUGUCUCUCUUCAGGGAAGGCCAGCAAGGAAUCAGAUGUCUACAGUUUCGGAGUUGUGGCACUGGAAAUUGCAAGUGGUAGAAGGUCAAUCGAACCCAAAUUUGAGGAGUCUGAGGCUUUAUUAUUAGUACCUUGGGUGUGGGAAUCAUAUGGAAAUGAAAGGAUUCUUGAUGUAGCAGACAGGAAAUUGGGUAUGGCAUUCUAUCCUAAACAAUUGGAAUGCUUGGUGAUGGUAGGAUUAUGGUGUGCGCAUCCAAGUCACAAUCUAAGACCAUCAAUAAGGCAAGUCAUUCAAGUUCUUAAUUUCGAGGCACCAUUGCCAAAUCUUCCAGGUAGCAUGCCUAUUCCCAAUUAUAAUGAUGUACCUAUUACUCCUGGAAUUGGAUCAAGCGAGCCACUUAUAUCUAAUAUUACUAUCACGAUCCCACGUUAGAUUGAUCGAUCUACUAGUUUUUGCAAUCAAAUUUACAUCUCACAAACAAUAAGAAAGUUUGUGGUUCAAUUUCUUUUAUUUGCAAUGAUAUUGGUGUAUAGAUUGACUAUUCCUUGUUCUCUUCUCGAAAAAUUUGUCCUGCACAAGAGACAAGGGACCUUUGUGAAUCAGUUUUUUUGGUUA